This is a messenger RNA of Manihot esculenta (cassava), 4447 nucleotides long. Its product is annotated as probable ubiquitin-conjugating enzyme E2 24. NCBI's taxonomy places the organism in Eukaryota, Viridiplantae, Streptophyta, Magnoliopsida, Malpighiales, Euphorbiaceae. Bases 1354 to 4143 code for a protein of 929 amino acids. The record is from RefSeq and is a predicted model, not a curated record. The transcript has 10 exons.
GUUGGUAUAUUCUGUGAAGUCUCCAUAUGCAAUAGUCUUUGUUCUCUCAUUUAAUGUGAAAUCCGCUCAUCAACGUCUGCCAUUUUUGUGCGAGAAAGAGAGACUGAAACUAUACCCAGUUCUCUAGAGCGAAUCAGAAAGAGGAGCCUUUCUUCGCUUCACUGUGCAAUGUUUUCCAGCUUCGUUCAUGGAGUGAUGGGUGGGUUUUGGGGAGGAACUUGGCCUCUCUGAAUUCCCAGAUGGCUCCGGUGAAAUAUGGAACCGGCAAAUGGUUGCAUGGAAAUGUUAAACUAGAUGGAGAAUCACUCACUUUUGACAGCUAAAAUUGGUAAAUCAAUCAAGCUGCCAGAGACAUGUCUGUUUGACCUGGUUUUCUUGCAGACUUCUGCUGGUAAAAUGAGCUAUUUUUGCAUGGCAAAUCUUCUUCUGCACUAGACUUACCUGACUAAAAGCUUGGCUAGGAGCAGGGCAAAUCUUCUUUGGCAAUACAUAUUUCCUUUUUGAAAGAAGCAAAUCUUGUUGGGGGAAGAAUUGGUUAUACAUAAUUAGUCAUUAAGAUUCUGCUCUUUUGGGCAUAUCUCCUUUGGCAAAGUUGCGGAAGUUUCCUAUAGCUGGGUAGUUUACCUGACAGUGAAUAACUGAGCAGAGUGGGUACUUUCAGAUUAUUUUCUUUUACAUCAUUAACUGCGGAUUGCAUCCUUGCUAUAGGGCAGAUCUUCUUUGGCAUAAAGUUUUUCCUUGGCGAGCUGCGCUCCAGUCUGCAACAUUUGUAGCCUAGUGACUGCAGUGCAAUCAACUUUGAAGUUUCUUCUUGCAAGAGCUUCAGUCCAUCUUGUGGGCAAAUCUCCUUUGGCAUCAGGAGUCCAAGUUGACUCCAUUAUCCCUGUGGGCUAUCAGGAUCUCUGAGCUGGUUCCUAUCCCUUUAGGGCAAAUCUCCUUUGGCAUUUGGGAGUCCUCAGUUGGCUCCCUGUUAUCCUUUAAAAGGCUUCGGCAUAUGACCUCCACUUUUAGAGGCCAAAAUAUCUUGUUGGAAUAUCUAUAUUGAAGCUUGGCAUCAAUUCUGAAAAUCAGAUCAACCUCAGGAUUUUCUGCAACAUUGAUACUGUAUCCCAAUCCUUUGCCAGGCUGCUGUUUUAUCAUCCAUUGCUGUGUGUAUUAACAUAGCAUUGCACCAGGAGAGACUUUGGCAUUUCAGAUUGUUUAAGAAAGUGCUAAUCUAGUGGUAUUUGUAAUAAGUAAUCUGUGAAGUUCCAGAAUAGGUAGCAUUUCUAGAGGGUGGAAAACAGAAAGAGAAAAGGAAAAGAAAAACUAAAGUUUGUAUUGCUGAAUUGAAGUGCUGAUAUGUUCUUGUAAAUGAUGGAUAUGUUCUCCAGUGAUUCUGAUUGGGAAAGUUUCAGUGACAGUGGCAGUGAACCUGACUUUUUGUAUGGUGGGCAGGCUCAUUCCAUUUUAUCGAGCCUGGGGGAAAGCAUAGGCAGAAUUGAUGAUUUCCUUUCAUUCGAGAGGGCAUUCAUACGUGGGGACAUUGUUUGUCCUGUUGCUGAUCCAUGUGGACAGAUGGGUAGAGUUGUAAAUUUUAAAAAGUUUGUGGACUUGGAAAAUGUUCAUGGAAAGGUCAUAGAAAAUGUUGAUUCCAAGAAUCUUGUAAAGAUUCGCACUCUUUCAGUUGGAGAUUAUGUGGUCCAUGGGGCAUGGAUAGGAAGAGUUGAUAAGGUUGUUGACAAUGUCAUUGUCAUCUUUGAUGAUGGGACAAAGUGCGAGGUUACUGCAGAAGAUGAAGAACAGCUCUUGCCUAUUUCUCCAAACAUACUUGAAGAUUCAACGUACCCCUUCUAUCCAGGACAGAGAGUGAAGGUUAGGCUUUCUGCUGUUUCCAAGUCCACUAGAUGGUUGUGUGGUGCUUGGAAGGAAAAUCAGGAUGUAGGGACUGUUUCUUCUGUAAAAGCAGGUCAAGUGUAUGUUAGUUGGCUUGCCUGUGCUAUUGGUGGCUGUGAUCUGAGUUUGGCGGCUCCUCAAUGUUUGCAGGAUGCAAAGAACCUGACUUUGUUGCCAUGUUUUUCACAUGAGAAUUGGCAGCUUGGUGACUGGUGUAUGCUUCGUGUUGCUGGUGGUAAUGGUGUGAAGGAGCGGAUGGUUUUUGGUGCAUCUGACCUUGAGAUCAUUAAAGAGCAAGAUAAGAUAGGAAAAGGGUUUAAGAGGCAAGAUCUGUGUUCACAUUUUGAGGAAGUCUUUGUCAUUGUGAAGACAAAGACCGUAGUUGAUGUUUUGUGGCAGGACGGAGGCUGCUCAUUGGGAUUGGAUUCACAAUCCCUCAUCCCCGUAAAUAUUGUUAAUGUUCAUGAAUUCUGGCCAGGGCAGUUUGUACUUGAGAAAGGUGCUUGUGAAGACCCACAUGUUUCUGGAAACAAAAAGUGGGGUGUAGUGAGUGCUGUGGAUGCAAAGGAACGGACUGUCAGGGUGAAAUGGAACCAGGCUAAUGAUGUGUGUGCCAACCAGGUGGAGGAAACUGUGAGUGCUUAUGAACUGGUUGAGCACCCAGAUUUCUCUUAUUGUUAUGGGGAUAUUGUAUUUAAAAAUGUCGAACAAGCUGAUAAGCAUCAUCUGGACAAAGACAUUAGCAUGGGUAAAGAAGUUGGUCUCGAAGGCAAGGACUGCAAAAGGUGUCAGAUUGAUUGUCCUUAUUAUGGUUACUUGUCCUGUAUUGGCUGUGUAACUGGCUUAAAAGACGGUGCUGUUGAGGUGAUAUGGGCUUCUGGACUUGAAACCAAGGUUGCACCUAAUGACAUUUUUCGAAUUGAUAAAUGUGAAAGUUCAACUGCAAAUUCUGCGAUAGCUGAGCAAACUGAUGGUGAAAUGAAUAUGAACCAAGAGAUGAUUGAUCUUGACAGACAAUCCCAUAGCUUGAAAGAAAAGGACUUGCUAACUUCCAAUGGCAACGAUGAAUGUAAGAGGUACCUGUGGAAAUCGAGUCCUUUCUCUCUUCCUCAGUCCACUAUUGGAUUUUUCAUGAGCAUUGCAGAAAGUAUAUUUGGAUCCAUUGGUUCAACAUCACUGUCUGGCCCAUUGUCAUCUGGUUGUUUUCCUAAAGAAGGUAAUCAAUCUGAGGCUCUUGAAGAGAAAGGACUAGUGGAUCUUGAAGAGAAAGGACUAGUGGAUAACUGUGAUCUCUGCACAGAGAUGCAACCUCUGGUACCAAGUGAGAUGAAGACAUCUGAAAAGGCAAGUUUAAAGCCGGAAGUCGAACUUAAUCAGGAGAAUAAAGAACUUCAAUGUUUACCCACAAACAAGAGCGUAGAAAAGUUCAUGCAAUUUGAAAUGGUUGGUGAUUGCUCUGACCACCACUUUACUGAAGAAGCAGGAAGGGGAUCGGCAUUGUCGCAGGUGAAAAGGAGUUGGUUGAAGAGGGUCCAAGAAGAGUGGAGUAACCUAGAGAAAAAUCUUCCUGAAUCAGUAUAUGUCCGCAUCUUUGAGGAGAGAAUGGAUCUCAUUCGAGCAGCCAUUGUUGGUGCACCCGGAACUCCAUAUCAUGAUGGGCUGUUCUUUUUUGAUAUAUAUCUUCCUCCAGAGUAUCCUCUUGAACCCCCUCUGGUGCACUACCGUUCUGGUGGGCUACGUGUCAAUCCGAAUUUAUAUGAGUCUGGCAGGGUCUGCCUCAGUCUCUUGAAUACAUGGACAGGCACAGGCACUGAAGUGUGGAAUCCUGAGAGCUCCAGUAUUCUGCAAGUCCUUCUCUCUCUCCAGGCCCUUGUGCUAAAUGAAAAACCUUAUUUCAAUGAGGCUGGGUAUGAUAAGCAGAUAGGAAGAGCUGAGGGAGAGAAAAACUCUGUCAGCUAUAACGAAAAUGCAUUCCUCAUGACCUGGAAGUCCAUGCUUUACAUACUUCGCCAGCCACCGAAGCAUUUUGAGGCACUCGUAGAGGAGCACUUGACGCGACGAUCUCAGGACAUUCUAAUGGCUUGUAAAGCAUAUAUGGAAGGAGCUCCAGUCGCAAACCCAUUUGGAUGUGGAAACAUUGAGCAUGAAAAUCAAAAGGGAGGCUCUACAGGCUUCAAAAUUAUGCUGGCUAAGCUCUUCCCAAAACUUGUGGAAGCAUUUGCUGCUAAAGGAAUUGAUUGCAGCCAAUUCACAGAGCUAGAGCAGUGAAUGUGCAAUACAAAUAUAUAAAUUUGUACCAUAUGUACAAAUCUGUAUCAUAUCAACAUGUCCUUGGAGAACAUUAGUCCUUUGUGGGUUUUUUUUUAAAUAAAAAAAUGAAAAAAGGGGAAGAAAAAGAAAAAAGAAUUUCUGUGUAAUCAGUGCUGUUCAUGUGAAAGAAAAAAAAUAAAGGGAUUGAAAGGGAAAAUAAAGAUUUCUAGUGUUGUAAUUGUAGUAUGGUGUGCUGUAACAGAGAAUUAUGUUAUGGGUUGCAGCAGCAAUUCUUGCAAAUAAUAAAGAAAGGGUUGCUUCA